UUGUUACAGCAAGAUUUCUCUAAGUCCGUGACACCUGGGGGUCAUAUCACCGGUCAGAACGAUAUUCCACUUACUCCUCUACUUCAUGACGAGAAAGGAGAAAACGCUUGGUUUGUUGCUGGAGUCAUUCCUUUGGAUAAGAAGAACACAUUUGAGCGUGUACUGUGGAGAGCUUGCAGACGAACGGCUUUUGUACGCAUUAGUGAUAUAACACUCACCCUCGAAGACCCCGUAACGCGCAGUAAUGCAAACCUUUCAGCUCGAUCCUAUCCUGAAAUGUGUGUUUAUUGUCUUCUUCAAGGGAGAAAGUCUCAAACUUAUUAUCGACAAAGUGUGCGAUGGGUAAGAUUGUUUAGGUUCAAUGCUCGACAAUACCCAUGCCCGAAAACGUCGAAAGAGCGGCAGACAGCGCUGUUUGAAACAAUAGCUCGGAUACAAGAUCUCAAAAUAGUUAUAGAUAGCACUCAGAAACAUCGCUUUCAGAUACUAAACGAUGUCGCAGAUGAUUUGCCAGUCUGGCUAAAGAAGGUCCAUCUGCAAAAGGCUAUUUACAACACAUUAAAUAUGUUUACUGUUGAUACUAAUGGUUUUCUGGCAGCCGAAUGUUGGAUUCCAGAAAAUGAAAUGGACACUGUACAUAGUGCACUUCAAGAUGGACUCGUGAGUUUUUUCCUCAUUUAUAUUUGAGU
Molecule: messenger RNA, 689 nt
Organism: Strongylus vulgaris
Lineage: Eukaryota; Metazoa; Nematoda; Chromadorea; Rhabditida; Strongylidae
Source: the annotation of a GenBank genome assembly